AUGCCUCCCAAACCUGUCUCUACCGCUAGCAAGGCCCCUGUGUCUUCCGCUGCUAAAGCACCUGCAUCGAAGGCAGCAAAGAAAACGGCCAAGGAGCCAGCGCCUGAAGGCGAGAAGAAGAAGCGCCGCAAAGCUCGCAAGGAGACCUACAGCUCUUACAUCUACAAAGUUUUGAAGCAAGUACACCCCGAUACUGGUAUAUCCAACAAAGCCAUGGCCAUUUUGAACUCCUUCGUCAAUGACAUCUUCGAGCGUAUUGCCACUGAAGCUUCCAAGCUUGCUGCGUACUCCAAGAAGUCGACUAUCUCAUCACGAGAAAUACAGACUAGUGUACGCCUUAUCCUUCCUGGUGAGCUAGCAAAACAUGCUAUUUCAGAAGGCACCAAAUCUGUAACGAAAUUUUCUGCCGGCAAAUAA
Messenger RNA from Serpula lacrymans var. lacrymans S7.9, 417 nucleotides. RefSeq lists its product as uncharacterized. The record is from RefSeq and is a predicted model, not a curated record. The transcript has 5 exons. Bases 1 to 417 code for a protein of 138 amino acids. Gene Ontology annotation, molecular function: DNA binding; protein heterodimerization activity; structural constituent of chromatin. Gene Ontology annotation, biological process: nucleosome assembly. Gene Ontology annotation, cellular component: nucleosome. Lineage: Eukaryota; Fungi; Basidiomycota; Agaricomycetes; Boletales; Serpulaceae.